AUUGGCUGCUGCAGACCCACCCCCUCGUCGGUUUGCGGAUCGGCGAAGCCUGGAUUGGUGGAGCUAAGAGCAGGCUCAGCAGCAGUUCAAGCUCUUGGUUCAGGGCAGAGAUGGCGACUGCGACUCGGCUGCUGCGGUGGCGUGUGGCGAGCUGGAGGCUGCGGCCGCCGCUUGCCGGCUUCGUUUCUCGGCGGGCCCACUCGCUUUUACCGGUGGACGAUGCAAUCAACGGGCUAAGCGAGGAGCAGAGGCAGCUUCGUCAGACCAUGGCUAAGUUCCUUCAGGAGCACCUGGCCCCCAAGGCCCAGGAGAUUGAUCGCAGCAAUGAGUUCAAGAACCUGCGAGAAUUUUGGAAGCAGCUGGGGAACCUGGGCGUAUUGGGCAUCACAGCCCCUGUUCAGUACGGCGGCUCUGGCCUGGGCUACCUGGAGCAUGUGCUGGUGAUGGAGGAGAUAUCCCGAGCUUCUGGAGCAGUGGGGCUCAGUUACGGUGCCCACUCCAACCUUUGCAUCAACCAGCUUGUGCGCAAUGGGAAUGAGGCCCAGAAAGAGAAGUAUCUCCCAAAGCUGACCAGUGGUGAGUACAUCGGAGCCCUGGCCAUGAGUGAGCCCAAUUCAGGCUCUGACGUUGUCUCUAUGAAGCUCAAAGCGGAAAAGAAAGGAGAUCACUACAUCCUGAAUGGCAACAAGUUCUGGAUCACUAAUGGCCCUGAUGCUGACGUCCUGAUUGUCUAUGCCAAGACGGAUCUGGCUGCUAUGCCGGCUUCUCGGGGCAUCACGGCCUUCAUUGUAGAGAAGGGUAUGCCUGGCUUUAGCACCUCUAAGAAGCUGGACAAGCUGGGGAUGAGGGGCUCUAACACCUGUGAGCUAAUCUUUGAAGACUGUAAGGUUCCUGCAGCUGCCAACAUCCUGGGCCACGAGAAUAAGGGUGUCUACGUGCUGAUGAGUGGGCUGGACCUGGAGCGGCUGGUGCUGGCCGGGGGGCCUCUCGGGCUCAUGCAAGCGGUCCUGGACCACACCAUUCCCUACCUGCACGUGAGGGAAGCCUUUGGCCAGAAGAUCGGCCACUUCCAGUUGAUGCAGGGGAAGAUGGCUGACAUGUACACCCGCCUCAUGGCAUGUCGGCAGUACGUCUACAAUGUUGCCAAGGCCUGCGAUGAGGGCCACUGCACUCCCAAGGACUGUGCAGGUGUGAUUCUUUACUCAGCUGAGUGCGCCACACAGGUAGCCCUGGAUGGCAUUCAGUGUUUUGGCAGCCGGAUGCUCCAGUUUUGCCCUGGAAGACACGAGAGAGUAAGGGCCGGAUAGAUAAGAGGGAAUUUUCUUGAAGGAGAAAAGGUAUUCUGGGCCCAGGAAUAUCUCAGCACAGGCAGUACCUCCACUCCUCAAAGGUGGCCAGUGGAUCAGUGGCGGAAGUACAGAGGGCUGCCCUUGCUGGCAGGAGAAGGAAGGAAGGAAGGAAGCAAGAAGACUAGGGCUCUAUGCUCGUGCUGGCAGAGAGAGAGACACAGCUCCAGAUCCAGAUCCAUUCAGAUGCAUCUUGUGCCUUGUGCCCGUCCAGGAGCAAACAUGGGUGAGCAUGCACAUGGACACGCAUACCUCCGCACACACUUUCAGAGAGGCUGUCGGACACGCUGCAGGAGCAGAGGCAAGGAGCGUGAACACGCAGCUGCUUGUGGAAGAUAAGCCCGGCGCUGGGGGCUGCCUGCCUGGCCUGUCUCGAGAGUCCCCUUGCACAUCUGCCUGGGUUCCCAAGAGGCAACCUCUACAAAGAUACGUGUUUUCAGGACAAGCUGCCCCCUCCCGCAAAAUCUUUCUGUUUACAGGAAUGCAGUAGCAAAAUCCCUUAGUUCAUAUUUGAGUCCUGUCUGAUGCUGACAGGCUGGCCAGAGCUGGGCAUACAGUAGGUCUCUUUACUUGCUGAAGUAAAAUAGUUAAAUGAAAUUUACUAUAAGAUAAAUUAAGAUAACUUUACUAUAAGCUAUAUUAAGAUUUAAAACAGGGGGAAAGAGAAACCUGAAAUGAGAAAAGGGGAGUGAAGGAAGACUUGAUGUCCUUCAUAACUGGCCUGCAUUCUGCCCAGCCCCUCCUUUCUUUCCAGAAGCCCACCAGUGGCCCAGAGUGGAAGGGUGGGAGUCAGACCAGCCCAAGGUUGCUAAUUAAGACUAGACUGCCAAGCAUGGUGGCUCAUGCCUGUAAUCCCAGCACUUUGGGAGGCUGAGGCAGGCAGAUCACCUGAGGUCAGGAGUUCGAGACCAGCCUGGCCAGCAUGGUGAAACCCCAUCUUUACUAAAAAUAUAAAAAUUGACUGGGUGUGACGGCACGCACCUGUAAUGCCAGCUACUCGGGAGGCAAUUCUCCAAGAAUUACUUGGACCUGGGAGACGGAGGUUGCAGUGAGCCGAGAUUUGGCCACUGCAUUCCAGCCUGGGUGACAGAGUGAGACUCUGUGUUAAAA
Messenger RNA from Piliocolobus tephrosceles (Ugandan red Colobus), 2456 nucleotides. RefSeq names its product isovaleryl-CoA dehydrogenase, mitochondrial. Gene Ontology annotation, molecular function: 3-methylbutanoyl-CoA dehydrogenase activity; flavin adenine dinucleotide binding. Bases 111 to 1307 code for a protein of 398 amino acids. Lineage: Eukaryota; Metazoa; Chordata; Mammalia; Primates; Cercopithecidae. Gene Ontology annotation, biological process: L-leucine catabolic process. The record is from RefSeq and is a predicted model, not a curated record. Gene Ontology annotation, cellular component: mitochondrion. The transcript has 12 exons.